Messenger RNA from Pseudozyma flocculosa PF-1, 2274 nucleotides. RefSeq lists its product as uncharacterized. Gene Ontology annotation, molecular function: oxidoreductase activity. Bases 1 to 2274 code for a protein of 757 amino acids. The record is from RefSeq and is a predicted model, not a curated record. The transcript has a single exon. Lineage: Eukaryota; Fungi; Basidiomycota; Ustilaginomycetes; Ustilaginales; Ustilaginaceae.
AUGGACGAGGGCUGGAUCUCGUCGCUGCGGUCGGCGGCAGUCCAGUCUCCCUCGACGAUGCCGCUGCUGGGGCUCUUUGUCGUUGCCCUCUUGGGUCUCGUCAAGGGUACAAGGCAGCGCAUCCUUUCAGGCCUGUCCAGCGUCUACGUCUUCCUAUUCCACCGCCCGCUGCGCAACGACCCGCAGGCAUUCCUCGUCUCGUCGCACUCGCACCCGCUGCCUGCCACCAGCUCGUUUCUCUCAGCGUGGCGAGCCAGGUCAAUCCUAUCCAGCGAGGCACGCAGCCGCGGCUUUGAUAGCUUUGACCACCUGCGCAGGCGUGGGAUCCACCAUGAGCGCGACAUCGACUGGACCAAGCCCGGCUCGCCCCGCCACGGCGAUCUGAUCGAGAGCUGGGACAGGAUCGCAGAGUGGGACGCACGGUGCAUUCACCCGUCCAAGCUGCAGACGUUGCGGCAGGUCGGUGAUCGCCUUGCCGACACGGCUCUGGAGCAGGCCUCCAAGAGCCAGAAAGACCCCGAUGAUACCGACGUCCUUGGCCAGAUCUAUCGCCUCGCCCACGUCGGCGGCGACGAGGGUAACAACGGCAACGACAAAAACCCCGCCUGCUCGACAUUCUGGAAGGCAGCGCGCGGACGUCCGCCGCCCGGGGCCGGAGCCCUCGGCCUCGAAUGGUACGCCGAGCGCUCCCGUCGAAAGGGUGUCGUCGGUCAAGCGGUCGACCUUCAUGCAAGGUGGCCGCAGCACCCGUCGUCGUCGGACAUCGAAGAGCCUCCUCCUCAGCCCUGGCAGCCAGAGUCUUAUUCUUCGUCAUCAGAAGAGGCGCCGUCCCAGUCUGAGCUCGACGAGGAGCUCGAGGCCGAGGCUGCGGUGCUCCGUCGAGGGCAAGACGUCUUCUACAAGUACGCCGGCCCGAUGCUCCUCUCGCUGCUGCACUUUAGCCUGGCAGGCGGUUUCGCAUCGCCCCGCAUCACCGAGGUGCUGCGCCAGACGGCGUACCUGGUCCCCGGAACGCGCAAGAGGCGGCAGAAGGAGGACGAGGAGCAGGGCCUUGACGACAAGGACGACGGGGCGAGAAAGGGCGAGGCUGGCACCGACGGCCUGCCCAAGAUGGACAAGGCGCGCGCGGACCGCACCUGGUCUCGCCUGCUCGAGACGACCCAGUUUGUGCUCGACGUCAUGGAGGCUCAAGGCAGCAUGCGAUUGCCCAGCAACGGACCCGAGUCGGGCGGCGAGGGAUGGCAGAGCGCGACGCGGGUUCGCCUGCUUCACACGGCGGUGCGGCAGCGCGUGCUUCGGUCGGCCUCGUCGCCGCAGCGCGCCCAUUCCGCGUUCGGCGGCUACGACGUCGAGCGCAAUGGCGUGCCAAUCAACCAAGAGGACCUGCUAGCCACGCUCUGCUCGUUUUCCGUCGCGCCCCUCGCUUCUCUUCAGGCCAUGGGCAUCAAGCCCACGCUGCGGGAGCGUGAGGACUUUGUCGCCCUCUGGCGCCAUGUCGGCUUCUACAUGGGCCUCGAGCCGGCGGUGCUGCGCGCCUGCUUUGGAAAUGCGCAGACGGCUGAUCGCACCCUCUGGUGCGCCAUCCUCCACCUCUUCGGAGAGGUCGAGGUCAGUGGCAGCGGCAGCGGCGAUGGCGCGCGAGCACACGACGACCAGGCAGAGGCUAGCAACGGUGCUGGACCGCCGACGACACCACCGGCGCCUCGCAUCAAAGGUCCGACGAUCCCCGUCCUGAUCGCGUGUGCGGACCGCCCGCCGUUCCACACGCCGUUGGCGGCGCACUUUGCCAUUUCUCGCCAUCUGCUCGGACCCUCGCUGUCCGACUCCCUGGGCAUACCGCCGACCGACGCGCUGCGCACGCUCAUCACCGACGUGGCUUUCCUGGGGAUGCGCAUCCCCAUAUGGUUCGGACGCUUCUACCGCGCCGAAUGGGAGCGGCAACGCCUCGUCCUCGCCCGGCCCCUGCUGCGCCGCCUGAUUGUGUGGAGCAUGGGCAACAAGCGGUCCAGGUUCGAGAUGCCUCCGCGCGGCGCUCGGCCGUCGUCCGAUCAGCCGCAGCAGGACAAGCCGAAAGAGCAGCAAGAGCAAGAUUCGCCACCGCCCAAUGUGGCGACGCACGGAGGAGGGCUGCAAGACGUGCCCGAGGAUAGCGAGGACAACCUGCGCCUGGUGCGGCGGUGGCGCUGGCUGAUGCGCGAGAUGAUCGCCGUGUGCGUGCUGGCCGGCGUCGUGGCGCUCGGCAGCGUCGUGUUGGCGGUCAGGCGGUUCUGGUAG